Pungitius pungitius (ninespine stickleback) is the source of this 2337-nucleotide messenger RNA. RefSeq names its product lecithin retinol acyltransferase a (gene lrata). Gene Ontology annotation, molecular function: phosphatidylcholine-retinol O-acyltransferase activity. Gene Ontology annotation, cellular component: rough endoplasmic reticulum. The coding region runs from base 1330 to 1971 and encodes 213 amino acids. The transcript has 2 exons. NCBI's taxonomy places the organism in Eukaryota, Metazoa, Chordata, Actinopteri, Perciformes, Gasterosteidae. The record is from RefSeq and is a predicted model, not a curated record. Gene Ontology annotation, biological process: vitamin A metabolic process; retinol metabolic process.
AUACCUUGUUGUUUCGCAGGGAGUCUCUGGCUUUGAGGGCCUCGGUGGACCUGAGUAAUUAAAAUGAGCGCCGGCGUGUGAGUUCGCUGCUUCUAUUUGGUUCUGCACGGACACACAAUGUUACAUGAUUCAUUUGAUCUGGCUUUUAAAAAGUAAAAUUUAAAAAAAAAUCCUUUUCUUAAAUAUAUUUACAUUUUAUUUUGACUUUAUGCUUUUGCUCAAUUACGCAAUUUACUUUGGUUGAUUUAUCUGGUAGCUGUUUAUUUAGCAGAUUAUCAUCUAUUUCAUCAAAUAAAAUUAAACUUGUCGUCCUCCUACACCAGAAUCUUAACAUAUUAAUGCAUCGAUAACCAUCUGCACAAAUCCAACAGGGUUAUUUUAUUUUGAUAUAUUUGUAUAAUUACUGCCAAUACCUAUUGACUGUGACCUUGUAAAUGCAUUGUGAAUUACUACUUAUUUAAUUGUAUUUAGUUUAGAGUUUUUUAAAAGAUAUAAUUUAUGAAUGCAAGCUGAGCAGUUUUUCAGGUUAGUUCAAUACUUGAGUUGUACAGUGAACUCAUUAAUUUGCGUAGGCUUUGCUUUGUGGGGAAAACUAGUUGUCUAUUAUUAGAGAAAGCUUUAAUUCUUUGGUAUUAAAGACUUUAAUAAGCAUGUAACAAAUGACACAAAUGCACACAAAUAGAAAGGCUUUCUCACAGCAUUCUCUGGUUUAAAUAAUGAGUAUGAAACCGAAGCCAACAGGAUUAAGGUAAUCUGAUGAAAGGGAAUGUUUCAUCCUCAUACAAGAAGGAACCAGACAAUAAUCUAAUUUAGAUUUCGUUUUUACGUGGAGGCAGUUAUAUCUGUGGAGAAAUACACCCACCUUUUGAUAUAGUUUAGCGGCUCUUUCCUGCUAACGUUAGAUCACUAACCAGAUGCCGGUGAGAGCAAUAAACUCCUGAGUCUUUUUCGCUCCAUCUCUCUCAGGACAGAUCUUGUUUUUUUUUCUUCUGAAUAUCGAUGAAAACAGUUUUAAAAAAAGGGCACCAGAGCCCCCGGAGUCCCGGAUAAACAAAGACUGCUUAUUUGGGUGUGAUGGCUCAAUUCCUGCGACCUUCUGUAUGAGGAUUAAACUUGUCGCCGUCUUAGCGAGGAUUGUUGAGCUUGUUAUAGCGAGUUUUUUUUCCUCAAAAACAACCCUUACAGCAAAGUGAUUAGAGAAAGCUCCUUUAUUUCUUUCAAAAUAUUACAGAAAAACCUUGAGCAACAAGUAAUCCCACAAAACCGCACCUCCCCGAGACCAGCUGGAAUAAAAACAGGGCCUCCGGCACUGUGCAGCACACUGCCAUCAUGUUUCUUCACCAGCUGCUCAACCUUUUCUACGUGGCCUCCAAAAAGGAGGAGGACUCUGAAUACGACCUGUCCCUCUACAAACGUGGGGACCUACUAGAAGUCCCCAGGACCUUAUUCACACAUUUCGGCAUCUACCUGGGGGACAACCGCGUGGCUCACCUCAUCCCGGACAUCCUGCCGGCGAUUUCUAAGGACGCAUCGGCCAUCGCCAAGGCGGUGACCAACGACCGCCUUCUGCUGGGGGCCAUCGCCAAGGUGGCCAGCGUCCGAGUGGACUCGGUGGAGGACUUCGCGUACGGCUCGGUGAUCCUGGUCAACCACAUGGACAGGGUGUGCAGCCAGCCCCCGUUGGACGGGGACGAGGUGGCCAGGAGGGCGCAGAAGUUCCUGGGCUCGGUGACCUACAGCUUGCUGUGGUACAACUGCGAGCACUACGUCAUGUACUGCAGAUACGGCAUGGCCAUCAGCUACCAGACGUACCAGUUCUGCAGGGCAGUGCGCAGGAUCGUGUGCAGCAGGACGAGUGCCUGCCUGACCGCGCUGUGCGGCGUGGGGGUCCUGUUGUGCGUCGGCUGCCUGACCCCUCUGACCCUUUUGUCGACCCUGUUCGUCUCUUUCACCAUCUGGAUGGCGGCCUGACGGCUUCGGGGCGGGAAGUUAUUGGGAAAAUUAAGGUGUUCACUGUAAUAUUAACAUGGGUAUUUUUUUUAGCUUUUUACCUUUUGAGGAUUGUGGUAUUUUUUGUAUCUUAAUGUAUGUUUUAUUUUUCUUUCUCCAAAUAGUCCAACAUCGAGUCUAGUCUCUAUUCAACAGUGAUCUCAUAGCAACGGAUAAAUACUUACUGGGCUCAGUCAGAGAAAUCUGAAGAGAAGAGAUAGAGGACACUUCUCAAUGUUAAAUACUUGGACAAUAAGUGCAAUAAGCUUCUCAUUGGAAUACACUCAAAUUUGUAUAUAUCGUAAACGACAGAUGUGAUGUGUUUGUCGGCCAAUUAAAAAUACAUUU